Mycena indigotica is the source of this 2457-nucleotide messenger RNA. Its product is annotated as AGC/AKT protein kinase. Gene Ontology annotation, molecular function: protein kinase activity; ATP binding. Gene Ontology annotation, biological process: protein phosphorylation. NCBI's taxonomy places the organism in Eukaryota, Fungi, Basidiomycota, Agaricomycetes, Agaricales, Mycenaceae. The transcript is spliced from 11 exons. The coding region runs from base 1 to 2457 and encodes 818 amino acids. The record is from RefSeq and is a predicted model, not a curated record.
AUGGCUCUACGAAGCGACAGCUCUUUGGGCGAGGUCUGUGAGGUAUAUGAGUCUACAAUCGACUUGUCGGGUACUCAGGACUUCCCUCACAUCGAUAUCGACCUGCUCUCGCUGGAUAUGACACCGUUCUCCGAAUCUUUCUCCGGCCUAAUCGACGGCCUUGACGAUUAUGACGACCUACGAUCCACCCAUGAUAACGAAAGGCACGAAGAACCGAGCUACGAUGUCGAGCAAUACUCGAACGUUAACGAAUUUGACCCUGAGUGGGACGACGAAGACGUGGAGGAAGUCAUGGUCCUCACUCAAAAACAGCGACAUAGCACCCUCCCGACUAUCCGUGAAGAACAAGACGCCGUUUCCCUCGCAUCUCAUGACGGAAUCACACCACACACCUCCCGUCGAGUCUCGCUGACGGAUUUCGACAUCAUACCUACCUCUACAUACCCCAUGCUGUGCAGGAAACGUUCGACAAGCAGACUUUACGCAAUCAAGACCCUUGAUCCCGGAUUUCUUGACGAGAAUACCAUCUUAGAGUCCAUCGCAGCACUGGAGGUACCUUUUCUCGAGCGUCUAACGUGGAGUCUUCCCGGCGUAGCUGACGGCGAUGAAGGACGGAUUUAUCUAAUCUUGGAAUAUAACUGUCGUGAAUCUCUAGCAUCUUUGGUAAAUGCAGGGUCCCUUGCCGCCAUAGAUGCCCAUUUUUAUGCUUGUGAACUAGUUGACGCUCUUUCUUCUUUACAUGAUGCCAAUAUAGUCCACCGGGACCUCACGCCAUUCAACAUUUUCAUCGACAACAGCGGCCACAUUCUACUCUCCAACUUUUCCAACGCGACGAUCCUCGCGCAGGGAAGACAAUCGUCUUUGCCUGCAAGCGCGACCCUCGAAUAUCAGGCACCAGAAGUAUUCCUUGGGUGGUGUCAUAACCAAGUCGCGGACUGCUGGUCUUUUGGUAUCGUGCUUCAGUUCAUGUUGACUGGCGAGAACCCCAUCUCUGACGGGAAGAAUACAACGACAUUCAGCGAUCGAGUCUUGGCGACGGAAGUAACCUUCAACAACGUGGAAUGUCCGGACGCGCGCGAUUUAAUCCAGAAGUGCCUGGAGAAGAACCCAGCUCUUCGACUGACCAUAGGAGAUAUUAGGAACCAUGUUUAUUUUUCGACCGUGGACUGGGCCAAUGUACGCGCCAAAAAACUUGUAACACCAAGCCGGCUACGCACAUCAUCUCCCAAGUUGCGACCGCUUAGCCAAGAUUUUCCCCUUCCUCCCCAUUCACGGCUUUCCGAUACCUCGCUCGACUUCUCCUUCACUGUACAGAGGGCUAGCAAAGCGGUACCCACUGUUCCGCGCCUCGAACGAGUGGACGUUGGACCGCAAAGGCCGCUCUUGAGAGUUCGGUCUUCGGGUUCGAUGAGCGAGCUUCGUUCGCGGAAUCAAAGCAAACGCUGGUCGUUAAAUGUCUCAUCCAAUUCCGCACGGGUGCCUCUGCAUCGAUCCAGCCAUAGCAUCCAUGACAUAAGAAUGCCCGCCUUGACUUCAGACAACGAGCUCCUCGCUUCGGCAAGACACAGUCUCCAGAUUCCAACACCAGAUAUGCUACCCCCAAUCUUUCGCCCGACCCCGCUCGACAGUGAUGUUGCUGAAGAAGAAGAGCCAUCUUCAAGCUCUCCAGCACUCUCGUCGCCGACCAUUUGCGAGCCAAGUCCUCGAGAGCGAAUGGCUCGAUUCUGGGACACGAUUGAUGCAGAAGAGCAACAAAGACCAGAAGCAACGACGCUGGAAUUGCGAGACUUCAUGCGGCUUGCUUUGCCCGGCCCGCCACUUCCUCGUUCUGGGGCUCGAAUGAGGAAACGAGGCUCGUUAGGCUUGCUCAGUUCGCAAUCCGACAACCGGUUAUCGAUUCUCUCGUCUCCUUCUAGCGGCAACAGGCUCCGUAAGAUCCGUCGUCCGCUUAGCACACCAAUUCUCCGCAAACGCUCAUCAGAGGCUCUCGUUAACCUUCCUUCUGGUGUAGAGCAAAUCGGUAUGGGGAUUGGGUUCACGUAUAAGAUUCCGGCCGCAAAUCAUUCCAAAGCCUCCAUUUGCACCUCGUCUGCUGCAGGAAAGCUGUUGGGGUUCGGCAAGUCCAUUUUGCGCAAGGUCAAGUCGACGCCGAAAUUCACUUCAUCAUCGAAACCGCAAGUGACUACUGGUUUGGCUGGGCGAAGGGCCCGAGGUCCGCCAGCCAGAAUCCAAACCGGUGGUGGCCGUGUGGUGACACCAGGUUUACACUCUCCUGCGAUUUCGGAAGGACCCUUGACGCCAGAUUCCAUGAUAUUCCCUCCUAUUCCCGAAAUUGUGGGCGACCCGUUUGCAAAGGACGACCCUCAGACGAUGAUUGGAGAAGUACACAUUGGGAGGGUGAGGCUGGUUUCUGCUGGACAAAAGAUGGCGUAUUCGUUAAGCACGGACAACCUUUGA